AUGUCAUCAGAAGAAGAGUUGAUUGUAUUGUUCAAAAACGUUGGUUUUGAUGAGAAAAAGUCGAAGGAUAUUGCCAAAAACAAGAAAGUAGCUGGGUUGUUACAAUCUGUCUUGGCUAAAUCAUCAGUUGAAUCAUACACCGAUGAAAAAAAAUUGACGUUGUUACAUCAAUUGGCAGUAUUGGAGAACAAGAAUGGAAAGCCAAUCCCUCAUGUUGAACAUCUAAUUAAUGGUAUUAAUAAUGACGACAUAAAGACCAAUUUGCAAAUUACCGAGGGUAUCAAAUAUUUACAAUCACACGAUGAUCCUAAGCAAGAUGAGUUCAAUGAAGCAACUGGUGUCGGGAUUGAAAUUGGUGAGACACAAGUAAGAGAAGAGAUUGGCAAGUAUCUUGACUCAAUCAGUAGUAAGUUGGAGUCUGAAAGAUAUGCCAUUUUACCUAAAGUCAUGUCCGAAGUUAAAGCGCAACCUGCAUUGAAAUGGGCGCCACCCAAUUUAUUCAAACCAGUACUUGAUGAGUUGUUCUUGACCAGAUUGGGCCCUAAAGACGAAAGGGAUGUGAAAAAGAAGAAAAAGAAGAAGCCAGUUGCUGCUGCUGCCACAACUACCAAACAAGAGCCAGAAAUGGAAAGAUCUAUGUUUUCGGAAGGUUUCCUUGGUGAUUUACAUAAACCAGGAGAAGAGCCACAAAAGUACCCUGAAUUGCUAGAAGCUCACCGCGAAUUCAUCAAGGGUCAAGUGUAUACUCGUUUCCCACCCGAACCGAAUGGGUUUUUACACAUUGGACAUUCAAAAGCAAUCAUGGUUAAUUUUGGUUUUGCUCAAUUCCACAAAGGCAAAUGCUAUUUACGGUUUGAUGAUACUAAUCCUGAAGCUGAAGAAGCCAAGUAUUUUGAAUCCAUUAAAGAGAUGGUGGCAUGGUUGGGUUACAAGCCGUGGAAGAUUACUUAUUCUUCAGAUUAUUUUGAUGAACUAUUUGGGUUGGCAAUCAAGCUUAUAAAGCUGGAUAGAGCAUAUAUCUGUCAUUGUACUCCAGAACAAGUGAAACUUGGACGUGGUCAACGUGAAGAUGGAUCCAUGGGUGGUGAACGAUUCGCUUGUGAACAUCGAUCACAAUCGGUCGAACAUAACUUGACCGAAUUUUUAGCCAUGAAGGAGGGAAAAUAUGCCACUGGUGAAGCUACUUUACGUAUGAAGCAAGAUUUAUCUAGUCCUUCGCCACAAAUGUGGGAUUUAGUUGCUUAUAGGGUUUUAAACAAACCUCAUCAUCGUACUGGGUCCAAAUGGAAGAUUUAUCCCACGUAUGACUUUACCCAUUGUUUGGUUGAUUCCUUGGAAAAUAUCACUCAUUCAUUGUGUACAACCGAAUUUGUUUUAUCAAGGGAAUCAUACGAAUGGUUAUGUGAUGCUUUACAUGUAUAUAGACCAGCCCAAAGGGAGUAUGGUAGGUUGAACAUGACCGGUACCAUUAUGUCCAAGAGAAAAAUUGCUAAACUUGUCAAUGAAGGGUAUGUCAGAGGCUGGGAUGAUCCAAGAAUUUACACCUUGGAAGCAAUUAAAAGAAGAGGUAUUCCACCAGGAGCUAUAUUAUCAUUUAUCAACACAUUAGGUGUAACCACGUCAACUACAAAUAUUCAAACUACCAGAUUUGAAAGUGCUGUACGUCAAUUCCUCGAUCAAACUACUCCUAGAUUAUUCUUGGUGUUAAAUCCAGUUGAGGUUCAUAUUGACAACUUAUCCGACGAUUUUGAAUUGGAAGUGGAAAUUCCUUACAAACCAGGUAAAGAUGUCAACUCAUUAGGUAACAGGAAAUUGAAGUUUACAAACAAAGUUUACAUUGAUCGCGGUGAUGUUAGAGAUGAACCUGCUGAUAAGGAAUACUACCGUUUGGCACCAGGACAACCAGUUGGGUUGUUGAAGGUACCAUUUAACAUUAUUUUCAAAUCAAUUGAAACUGUCGAUGGUAAAACUAUUGUGCAUGUUGAUUAUGAUACUACUCAGUCUACCAAGAAACCAAAGACAUAUAUCCAAUGGGUACCUGUUAAUGAUUGCAAGCCCAUCAAAGAAGUCCGUAUCUAUAAUCAAUUAUUCAACUCUGAGAACCCAGCAGGGCACCCCAAAGGUUAUCUUGCUGAUAUUAACCCUGCUAGUGAAGACGUUUUGACAAAUGCCGUUAUUGAAUCAAACUUUGCGGAAAUUGCUGCCAAGUCCCCCAUGAACUUGACCAUACCAGAUUCACAAUUUAACAUCAAGGAAGAUGCGGGCAAUCACACAAUCAGAUUCCAAGCCUUGAGAGAAGGUUACUUCUGUGUCGAUAAAGACUCUAAAGAUGACACUUUGGUUUUGAAUAGAAUUGUUACUUUGAAAGAAGAUGCUAAUAAGUAA
Messenger RNA from Lodderomyces orthopsilosis Co 90-125, 2385 nucleotides. It is a transcript of the gene GLN4, whose product is annotated as glutamine--tRNA ligase. Bases 1 to 2385 code for a protein of 794 amino acids. The record is from RefSeq and is a predicted model, not a curated record. Lineage: Eukaryota; Fungi; Ascomycota; Pichiomycetes; Serinales; Debaryomycetaceae. Gene Ontology annotation, biological process: glutaminyl-tRNA aminoacylation; translation. Gene Ontology annotation, molecular function: glutamine-tRNA ligase activity; ATP binding. The transcript has a single exon. Gene Ontology annotation, cellular component: cytosol; cytoplasm.